Messenger RNA from Patiria miniata (bat star), 11858 nucleotides. Its product is annotated as disks large homolog 5-like. The transcript has 21 exons. Gene Ontology annotation, molecular function: protein binding. The record is from RefSeq and is a predicted model, not a curated record. The coding region runs from base 728 to 7267 and encodes 2179 amino acids. NCBI's taxonomy places the organism in Eukaryota, Metazoa, Echinodermata, Asteroidea, Valvatida, Asterinidae.
UGAGAAUUAUAAAGCUGUUUUUACAAUUGUUUUGAUCUGUUUUCAAUUUGACAUUUUGUCUAGAGGAUAGAGAUCAUGUCCACAGCAGAUCAUUCAUUCCCAUCCGGUUAUUAUCAGUACGUACUUGGUCUCUUAUCUGUAGAAGUCGGUUCCCACAGUUGUCAACAUUGAAAUUGUGCAUGCAAGGGGCCGGGUACUAGGUCACGCCGGGCGGGGUUAGAGGCACAACUAUUGUAACAAGCAUUAGAGGGAGAUCAUUUUACCAUGUGGUGAUGUACCUCGCAUUGGAUGGGCUUGUCAGAUUUCUCGAGACAGCUCGACCAUCAUGUGAGUUCAUGUCUAGGUUCGUGUGGUGGUGGUGUUUGUUACACUGGCUCUGUCCCUGCCAAACAUUGGAGCUGUUUUUGUCCAGGUGUUGGAUAGGAUUGAAAAAAAAAUAUUGUGAUGGAAACAAUUUGGUGGUCUUAACUGUUAACAGAGACGGCGGAAAGAGAUUCUAAUGGGAAUGGCUGAGUUACUGUCAUUCUUGUCUUGUUUUGUCAUUCUUGCCUCGGAAAUCUUCAUGUGUUGGUCUUAAUUUCUAACAGAUUUUUCGGACAGAGUCUUCGUGAGAACCUCUCAGAACAGUUGCUGUCCUGGUAUCAGCAAAUUCAUCAUUGUUACUUCAGAAUGGUUUGAACAAUAUCUCGGGCUUGAUUGAUUGUGAAGGAAAAAUUGAGAAGACAUCAUGGCAAGCCAGUCAGCAUCGAAAAAGCAUAAAGAUAAGCCCUCCCAGGCCUUGACACUUGCCAAUCCGUGGGCUAUAUGCCUUGCUAACGGUAGGGCUGUGGAGGAAGACAGUAAGUCCUCUGCCAAGGAUAAUGACGGAGCAGCGAGUCCACCUAACGGUUCGCCACUGAGGACUUGGUGCGGCAAGAUGGGUCUUGUUAAACUCUUCCUUCGCAAAGCUCAGCCGUUUUAUUACCUUGAACUUGCCGGGGACUUAGUCAGCCUGUCAGGUCCACGGUUACUGCUUCCACCAGGCCAACAAAAUGGCCACAGCAGUGUCGGCAACCGAAGCCUGGAGUUUUUCAGGCAGUCUGGGGAAAGCGUUGGGAGGAACUCCCCGUCACCUCUCGCCAACAGAACGGAGAACGACCUGGUCGUGAGAACCAACGAAAAUGGGUCCGGGGCGGAGGAUCGUUGCCACCAUCGCAGUCACCGGAAUUACGAACAGCUGCGGAGUGAAUGCAAGAGAGCUAUCAUAGAGUUGGAGAACUUGAAGCGGCAGCACUCGGAGGUGAUGGAAAAGUUUGAUCAUGCCAAUCGGGAGGCCGAGUACUGUCGGAACAAGUAUCGCUCUUCUGCCGAGACGGCGGAACAACUCCGCAUGGAACUGCAAGCCAAGAUGUGCGAAUGUGCUGAGGUGAAUGCAGACUGGGAUCAGGCUAAGAAGGAAAUCAUCGACCUGAGGCAGACUCACGAGAACGACUUGAAGGAGCUGUCGGAACUGAGGAUGCAGAACCGUGAAGUCAUGAACCAGCGCGGGUCGUCUGAGGUUCUGAAUAAGAUGUAUGAUACAGCCUGGGACAAGUACGAAGGAUUAAAAAGAGAAUAUGAAGCUCUGAAGCAGAGGAACGCUGACUUGACAUCCAGGAAUAGUAUCUCAAACUUUAAUAUUGGGAGGAUGGAGGAAGAUAUCAAGAGACUCAAGGGGCAGUUAGAGACUGCUUAUGCUGAGAGGGACCGAUCGUAUACGGAGCGUAAUGCACUGAAGCAGCAAUGCACGGUCGUAAUACGCAAAUACGACAAUGUCUUACGGGAAAUGGACGAGUCGCUGCAGAGUACAAAGCUUGCCAAUCAGAAGUACGAGAAAGCGCAGCGGGAACUAAACCGCAUCCAGCACAUCAAGCAUGAGAUGGAUAAGAAGAUUGAGCGCGUGACCGAGGAACGCAACGCCGCCGUGCGAGAGUACACGCUGGUGAUGAGCGAACGUGACGAUGUUCACAAAGAGAUGGAGAAGCUUCAAGAGGAUGCUCAGACGGAGAGCUCAUGCAGGAAGAGCAUCGAGGAGAAAUACCGGAAUGUCUUAGCCAUCAAUGAUGCGCUGAAAGGCAAGAUGUACGUUAUGAGUAAAGAGCGUGAUCACGCCUUGAGGGAGUACAAUGAACUGAGUGAUCGCUACCGCGACAUCAUCAGCAAUACAGCCCUGGCGCAGAAAGAACGGGACAAGGCACUGUUUGAGUUUGAGAAAUUUAAAGACGAGAGGGAUGUCGCACGACGGGAACGAACUGAGGCUUUGGAUCAGCGGGAUAAACUUCUCCAAGAAUGCUACAAUGCCGUCCAGCAGCAGAAAUCCAUCAGUUACGAUUAUGACCUGGCCUUCAAAGAAGCCGAGGUCCUGCGAAGGAACCUGGACACUGCCGAGAAAGAACUCAAAGAGGUGCAGUCGGAGACAGACGACGCCAAGCGGCAGCGAGACCGGGCAUUCCAGGAACGCGUCAAGAUCAUGAUGGAGCGGGAGAGCAUCCGGACACUGUGUGAUAAACUCAGACGGGAACGCGAUCGUGCGGUCAGCGAUUUUGCCGAGGCUCUGAGAAAUCUGGACGACGUCAAGCGACAGCGAAAUGAUGCCGUGAAGCAGCUCAAAGAAACGAAGGACAAGAUGCAGAAGCAAUCGGAGAAGGACUUGCACACAGGGAUGAAGAAACUCAUCACCAACCACAGCCGAGACUCGGCCAUCGAUGCCGACUCUCAGGAGUGGGAGACGGAGACGGUUGCCAUAGAAACCGAGCGGGAGGAUGGUGACGUCAGUGUGCUUGGGUUUGACUUUGGCGACAGUAAGGACCACACCCAGAUCCCAGAUGACUGCUCACUGAUCAUCACAAAAGUGGACAAGGGCAGCCUGGCGGACGGGAGACUCAAAGUCAAUGACUACGUGUUGAGAGUCAACGACAUCGACCUGACCAAUGGUGAUCGGACUGUGGCUCUACAGGCCGUCAAGAAAGCUAGGGGCGUCAUCAACAUGGUUGUGAAAAGACGUCGCUCCUCUGGUGCCAAGUUCUGUCCAGUCACCCUCUUCCUGACCAACAAGGACCACGGGGUGACCUUGGAGUCUGGUAUCUUCGUCAGCCGUAUUGAACCUGGGUCUGCCUCAGCCAAAGAAAGUGGUCUGAUGGUCGGCGAUCGCAUGGUCUCGGUUAAUGGGGAGUCUGUGCUUAACAAGCAAGCCAGGGAAGUACAGGAGUCGUUAGACACCGUUGGGGAAGCAAUCACUCUCAACGUCAUGCGCGUCUCAUCUCCAUCCUCCUCCUCCGGGCUGCCGUCCAACGCCAGCCCGACGGUCGAAUCGAUCAAGAGCCACGAGACGUUAUCCUCCAAGUCCAGCCUGACGCCCCUCAUGUCCCCCUGCGAGGACUCGGAGAAGACUAAGAGCGGCCGGAAUAUCAGCAUACAGACAGAAGUGACACUGUCACAACCGCCGCCACCGAUCUCCCCCCCGCUGAUGCGACACCAGCAAGAUGCGACCCGCUUUGAGGACAAGGUGAUUCAGAAUCCCCACUUUCAGGGCAGGGACUACCUGCCCCCGGGCUCCAGAGGUCAGGGGUCGCCGGACUGGCAGAUGAACCAGCCGGAGCCAGUUCAGUACUCGAGCACGAGGCCUCACGCUAACAGUGAGCCGGCACGCAGGCAGGACGGUGGGAUGGCUUGGGACAGUCAGCAUCAGCAACAGUGCAAUCAUGAGAAUGCUUGGGCAUACCCUUCACAGCAACAGCAGCUACAACAGCAGCAACUGCAGCAGCAGCAGCUACAACAGCAGCAACAUCAGCAUUCAUGUCAGAGCUCACAAGACUUUAACCCCCAUAUGGAGGAUUUCCGGGACAGUGUCAGACACUCAAGGGAAGGCUCCUUCGUGGGUUCGUCUCACUCCCGGCAGGGCUCUUCCCACUCUCGACAGAGCUCUCGUGAGUCAUCGGGAAGGCAUUCCGGAUAUCACACCUCCCACAGCAGUCACGAGAGCUUCCGGGAAAACAAACGACAGAACAGUUUCGAGUCUCGAGAUCACAUCGGCCACAAUGACGCUCACAAUCCACACGGUACCAAAGAAAUUCCCUAUCGGUCUCCACCACCGUCAAAACACGGGAACCACACGAAACAGGAUUCCAAGGAGAACUAUCCGCCUACCCAACCUCAGACAAGUGGUCCUGAGGAGAACAAGACCUCCCCGGCCAUGAUUCGGCCGCGAAGAGCGCGGGAUGGUAGUCCGAGGGUUGACCCCUACACAGAACGCGGGGAGUUCUACCGUGGGGGUGGCCACGCUGAGAAAACGGAAAAUAGCACCUGGCCCAAAUCAAGAGGACCCCCAGAAGUGUACCUGACCAACAGGAAAAAACCGAAGCGUAUCACUACCAUUCCAAUCAUGAAUCCCCCAUAUGAGAAUGUGCAAAGCGACAAGAAAGGAGAUGGAGACAUGGUGCCGCCAAAACCUCCGAGUCGCAACUCCUCCUUGAAGGCCUCUAGAGAUCGUCGACGGGAAAUUGUUGAGAGGCAUCAGAGAUCUUCCUCAACCUCUGCAGGACCGGAGCACAUGGGCGUUUCAGAGACAGCCCAACAUGGGCAACCCAGUCAGCAACACCAGACUCCGAGUUACGGACAUUCACAACCAACUCUCGAGAGUAACGACGGUGGCAAUCAGAAUAAUAAUCGAGACAGCCAGUCCUCGGUGGUGCACUACCAAGCUGGUUCCUUGCCGGAUACCAGCGUCGACUACACUGUUGUCAGUGCGCAGCCAGAGGUAGCCACUCAAUUCAGGCCGAUUUCGACCCCCGUAAUCCCUGGUACUCAAGGCCAAAAUUCAUCUGAUUCCAAACGUGCAAUUCGGCGUCGUGCCCCCCGCCCCGAUCAGCUAGAACUCUCCCGCUACUCCCCCCAAACACCUCCACCCCAUACCACAGGUGGUAGGCCAUCGUGGGAGCAUCACCAUUCCGCCAUGUCACAAAACAUUGAGUUCCGAUCGCAGCCAGCUGUCAUGGUCCGACACUCAAACAAAGUCCCUUACUUCAAAGCCCACAGUCACUGUUUGACGAUUUCCAACAGACCAGGCCGGCCUGCCCAUUCCGCAAUCUACAUGCCUCCAUACCCAUCCUCGAACCACUCCAUUUCACCCUCAACCCAUGGCGACGAUCGCUCUCCGUCGCGGGCCUCUCUACCGACUAUUCCUGGAGGCUUCCAGGUCGACAGUCGACGUAACUCCAACCAGAGCUUUGACUUCGAGCCCCAACACUCAGCCCCUCACGGCUACAACCCAAGGGACGAUGGGUUUGGUACCUUCCCUAAGAAAAGUGAGAAGAAAGUGACUGGAUGGAUGACUCAGAAAUAUCGUGUCAGCCCGGUAACUUGCCUGUCUACCAGCUCUGUAGAGAAAGGUUCUGUAUCCUCAAGUUCUGGCGGACGCGACAACCCAAUCUCCCUCAGUCAGUUCUCGGUCAGUUCGUCCGGUCGUAGCUCCGUCAGUUCAUUCUCAGAGCCGGAGGUUAUCGUACGGAGGUGUUCUGGCUCCUCAGCUGGAACCCGCACCAUUGAGAUAGAAAAGAGCAACGAACCGUUGGGCAUCAGCAUUUUCCGAGGCAGUCGAGGUGGAAUCUGUGUUCAUACCGUAACGCCAGGAAGUCUGGCAGAGAGGGCCGAGCUACGAUAUGGAGAACAAAUACUGGAGUUCAACGGACUAAACUUACGCCAAGCGACUUACGACCAGGCAGCCAUUAUCUUGAGCCAAGGGGGUAACAGCAUCAGUAUGCUGGUCAUGUACAACGCUGAAACAGAGAUGCAGCGAGAUUCAGUGUGUGACAGCGAGGAAGUCACGCCCACUUCCACGCCUGGGAGUACGCGCACCAACUCCCCCAUGCUCAGCCGACCCCAGUCUGAAGUCUGCUCAGACACGGGAACAAUGACCCCGCCCACCCCAAGGGCUAGCCGGAUAUACACUGCACCCAAAGAAGAGAACCUCCCAUCGCCCAGCGAGCCUCGCUUUGUGUUCUUAGAAAAAAGUGGCAACAGUCUGGGGGUUGGGGUGUUCGGCGGCAAUGCGGUGGGCAUCUUUGUCUAUGAGGUGCAGCCGGACGGAGUAGCGGCCAAGCCCAAUGGAUUACAAGUCGGGGAUCAGAUACUAGAGUUCAAUGGAGUUGACUUACGCUGUGCUACAGCAGAACAAGCCGCCAUGGAGCUACAGAAACCAACAGAGAAGGUCUCCAUACUGGCGCAGCACAACAUCGCAAAAUUCAACAAGAUCAAGGACCAGCACGGUGACUCGAUGUACAUCCGUGCCAUGGUGGAUUACCAGGCGGAGACCGAGGACCAGCUAACCUUCCGUAGAGAUGACAUCCUGUACGUGGACGACACCAUGUACAACGGCGUGGUAGGGGUGUGGUUAGCCUGGCUGCUGGAUCCUGUCGGCAAGAAGACUAGGAUGGGACAGAUACCCAGCAAGGCACUACUUCAGAAGGACCAAGCCCGUAAGCGUAGCAUCUCCCAAGGUCUCCAGGAGGAGGAGCUACGCAACGCCUCUUCAAGACGCAACGCCGGCCCGGCCCGGCGUAGCCUCUUCCGGCGUAAGAAACACCAGCGCAACAACUCAGACAGCAAAGAGCACAGCGAGGGAUCGGUGUCGGAUGUGCCUAUCCAAGAAGAGGCCGUCUUGCCAACUUACCAAAGGGUGGAACCAUUGGACUAUCACAUCAAGCGUCCAGUUCUUCUCCUAGGUCCCUUAGCAGACCGAGUCGCUGCCAAGAUGGUGGACGAAUCACCUGACAAAUUCAACCGAUGCUUGCCAAAAAUUGUCCGGACCUCUUCAGAGAUAUUGCUGAAGGACUUCGAGAACAACGUCUAUGUAGACUACCGACGUCGCGACAGUCACUUUGAGUGCAUCCACGCAGCUACAGUGAAGGAAAUCACCAAGAAGGGUUGUCACUGCAUUCUGGACGGAGUGUCUCCAUUUGCCACGGAGAGGUUGCAGAUGCUUCAGCUGUUCCCUAUCGUCAUCUUCAUCCGUUACAAGUCAGCGAAGCAAAUCAAGGACCAGAAGGACCCCCUUUACAUCCCUGACCGAGUCUCGCAUCGCUUGGCCAAGGAGAUGUUUGAGCAGUCGCAGAAACUGGAACAAGAAUGUCGAAACCUCUUUUCAGAUAUUGUCAUCGGCGGCAAUCUGGCCAGCGUCUGCACCAAAGUCAAGAAGGUCAUCGACAAAGAGCAACAUAAGACGGUCUGGGUUCAGUCAAUAUGCCCACUGUAAACUCACGACCGGGGAUAACCAACUUUGGAUGUAACAGGAGCAACUGCUCUUAAAGACCUUUGGUUGACUAAUGUGGUUGAUUUGUGUUGUAUGCCUAUUCCUCCUCAAUCCUACAAAAUCAACUAGGCACUUUGGAAGGAUUUUGUAGGAUUGAGGCUGUAAGCUGGCUAAGUGCCCAUUGUUUUUGGAGGAUGCAUUGUGUCAAGGUCUUAAUCUGAACCUUGUGUUGUUUAUGCUUAGCCGUGCUUCAGUUUAGGCCUAGAUUAUACUUGAUAUCCCCCGCACUGCUUCUUAAUGGCAUCGACACGCAAGUCGGACUUUAAUCACGGUUGUGAUUGGUCAAAACGACAUUGGGGGCGGGGUUUAACAAAUUGGUCUAUUGUAUUCGGAUUAUUACAUACUGUUGAGUCUUUUGUGCACUCUCGUUAAAAAAAAAUCUUGCUCAAAAAUAAAGAUCGUUGUAUUUUUGGAUGGGCUACAUUUUACGAUUUGAAUUAGAAAUCCAACAUCGUUUGCGAAGGUGUGUGUCUAAGUGUGUGUGGUUUUCCUUUACUUUUAAAAUUGUUGUCAUUGUAGAUGUAAAUAUUCUCAUUGGAGGCAUUGCAAUGGCCGGCAUUGUAACGUUACAAGAGCUUGCAUUUUGAUAGCAGAUAAUUGGAAUAACUUGCUUUGCCAUAGUAAGUAUUGAAGUAGCCCGCAUUAUACAAUAGCUUCCAUUGUGAUAGCAGAAAUUGCAUAAGGUUGCAUUGUAAAAGCAUGUAUCACAAUAGCUUGCCUUGGUGAUAGAAAAUAUUACUAUAGCUUCCAUUGUGAUAGCAGAAAUUGCAUAAGGUUGCAUUGUAAUAGCAGGUAUUACAAUAGCUUGCCUUGUGAUAGCAAUUAUUACAAUAGCUUGCCUUGUGAUAGCAGGUAUUACAAUAGCUUGCAUUGUGAUAGCAGAUAUUACAAUAGCUUGCAUUGUGAUAGCAGGUAUUACAAUAGCUUGCAUUGUGAUAGCAGAUAUUACAAUAGCUUGCAUUGUGAUAGCAGGUAUUACAAUAGCUUGCCUUGUGAUAGCAAUUAUUACAAUAGCUUGCCUUGUGAUAGCAAUUAUUACAAUAGCUUGCCUUGUGAUAGCAGGUAUUACAAUAGCUUGCAUUGUGAUAGCAGGUAUUACAAUAGCUUGCAUCGUGAUAGCAAAUAUUACAAUGGCAGAAUUGCACUAGAUUGCAUUGUGAUAGCAGGUAUUACAAUAGCUUGCCUUGUGAUAGCAGGUAUUACAAUAGCUUGCAUCGUGAUAGCAAAUAUUACAAUGGCAGAAUUGCACUAGAUUGCAUUGUGAUAGCAGGUAUUACAAUAGCUUGCCUUGUGAUAGCAGGUAUUACAAUAGCUUGCAUUGUGAUAGCAGGUAUUACAAUAGCUUGCCUUGUGAUAGCAGGUAUUACAAUAGCUUGCAUUGUGAUAGCAGGUAUUACAAUAGCUUGCCUUGUGAUAGCAGGUAUUACAAUAGCUUGCCUUGUGAUAGCAAGUAUGACAAUAGCUUGCCUUGUGAUAGCAGGUAUUACAAUAGCUUGCCUUGUGGUAGCAGGUAUUACAAUAGCUUGCAUCGUGAUAUCAAAUAUAACAAUGGCAGAAUUGCACUAGAUUGCAUUGUGAUAGUAGGUAUUACGAUAGCUUGCUUUGUAACAGGAAUACAAUAUAUUUCAUUGUUACGGCAAGUAUUACAAUAACUUCAUUGUAAUCGUUAUGUUACCUUGCAUUGUGAUACCAGAUAUUGCUAAACUUGCUUUGCCAUCGCAGGUAUUGCAGUAGCUAGCUUUACAGUUGCUUGCAUUGUAAUAGAAAAUAUUACAAUGGCUUGCAAUGUGAUAGCAGAUAUUCCAAAAGCUAGCAUUGUGAUAGCAGAUAUUACAAUAGCUUGUAUUGGGGUAGCAGGUUUGAACUACUUAACUUUAAUAACUAUCACAAAAUAUCUCUCCAAGAUAGCUGAAACAAUAGUCACAGUACUUGUGAUUUUAGAAAGACUUGCAUUUCAUUUGAUAUUUAAGAAUAUUUUCAAACACUAGAGAUAGUUGCAUUCUUUCUUUUACACAUUUGCAUUUCUGUAUUCAAAAGCGUGUGAUAUUCUUUUUUUGUUUCAUUUGUUAAUAGAAGAAGUGGAAAUAAAAGUAGUGUUAAUUUAUCAUUGCUGUAAAAAUGACACGUUUGUAAUAUGAGUUUUCGCCAAACUGCGUUCAUAAGCUGUCUGGCUGCGAAGCAAAUUUGAAAGAAAUUCAUGAUUGUACAUAAGAAAAAAAAUUACCUUGUAUAGAGACAACUGCCAGUGGAUGAAAUAAUUUAAGGAAUUAAAAAGAAAAAAAAAUGCACUGCUCGUAAAUUCAGUACUUUGUAUUAUAAAGAUAAAUAUUAGUGGGUUCUUGUGAUUAUUUAUUAGAUGAAGUGUUUAAAGAUAGAAUUGGAUUUCAUGCCAUUCUCGAAAGCAUCCAAGAAUUUUUACCAUUGAUUGGUCACGUGCUCCAGGCCAAAUGGGUGACCAAUAUGCGUAAUUUUUUUUUUUUUUUUUUCAUAGGGAGAAUUUGCAUUUGACUGUUGAUAUCUGUAUGUUGCCGUCAUAGAUCAGUACCUUUUGCCUAUUUAAUAGUAGUACAAUUGUUUGUUUGGUUUUCUGCUUAGCAAAAAAAUCAUGUAAAUGUACAGGUCAAACAUUUUGCUUACGUCAUGUCAUCAUUAAGCGUGCUAUGUCGUAUUUACGUCUCAAGUUUUAAACAUACAGCAUGAUAUUUCGUAUUUUUUUAAAAUAAAAUUUGCUUACAUUAGCACAGCUUUGAAGCAAAAGAAAGAUUGCGAUUGUUAAAUACCUUUUAAGCAUCCAACUUUAAAAAUUAAGUCGUUUCACCGAGCAUAUUUUGCACCUGUUAGAGGAGUUGUCACUCAGAUUUUGUUUACAUUGGAUUUGUUUGUCAACAAAUUUUGAUCUUGGGUAUGCAGAUUAGUCACAUGGUUUGUAGAUUGCCUUCAGUUUUUCAUUUAAUAUCCAAUGUGUCAAGGGAUUUUGUUGAGAUUUCAAAAGGGUACUGAAGAAGCAUAGUAUCUCGCUCAAGUCAAAAAAUGUUAUUCAAUUUGUGUGUGAGUGCAUGUGUGUUUCAACACAGUCAAGUCAUAACUGAAGAACAAUUUUGCAGUUAUGCAAAAGAAAUUUUGUCCCAGACUAUUUAGAUGAGAGAUUUAUGCUUUCAUGUUAAACUUUUGGCAGUGCUAUGAGUGAGCAGUGCUUUAUAAGGGCACAGGAGUCAUGAUGGGCAUCAAAAACAAGUCGUGUACAGUUGACAUGGUAAAAAAAAUUGACUCGUUUGUAGUUAGUGAAAUCCUUUUAGUUGACCACUCAAAAUUCAAGAUACAAACUCAUUUUUUUUUUAGUGCAUUGCAAAAGCAGAAUUUGAGAAACGCAAGCAUUUGGUUUGUGUACGUAUUUGUGCACUAGUGUUCAAACAUGCGAUAGUCUAGCUAAUAUAAUCUGGAAUAUUCAUCUUGAAGCAGGAUUUAAAUAUCUUAAUCGACUGAACAAAAUGCGUGUUGGUCUUUUUUUAAAUAUGUAUAACUGUAAUCGACGUAAAUGAAAUGAACAAAAGGAUAAAUUAAUGAUCAGAUGUAUUUGUAAGAGUAUUCGGUACAUUUUUUUCUCAGCAUUUUUUUACCAACCAAACAAUGCACAAUGAUUGUAAAAGUCUAUGUGAUUGCGUGUGCGUGUGUUUGUAUAUAUGGCAACCAACCCGUAAUUAAAAUGUUGUGAUUUUUCAUUUUUCAUGAAUCAAACUUGAGCGUCAAAUUUGAAGGAUGUAACUUAAAUGCUGAUUGACAUGAUUUCAUAUAAUAAUAUGAGAUUUGAUACGGUUGAGUCUUUUUCUUGGGAUGAAGGGGAUAAAAAUGCCCCUGCCCUCUCUUAAAUUAAAAAAACAAUUGACCUUGUAUUAAAUUGUUUGAAAUUUAAACAUUUGGAAAUUAUAUUUAUGGCUCUUCUGAAAUGUUCAUUACUACUAGCCUGCCUCUCCCAGCUAAAAAUACCUAGAUGUAUUUUAUUGAGCAGAGGGUGCUUUUGUUUGCUAAAAGCCUAACAUUUCUGGCCAAGACCUUGUUUUUGAUUUGCCUCCUUAUAAUUAAAUUAAUAAUUGUAAAAUAAUAAUUUCUGUUGCAAGACGUGUCUCCUCAGCAAAAUGUAUUCUUAACUUUAAAGAUGUCAUUUCAAUGACAAUUAUUUUUGCAUGUUAAUGGUCGCACUAGGAAAAUACUUCAUAGAAUUACAAAUUAAGAAUCGCAAGUUAAAUCACCUUUCCACAAAAAAGGCAGCUUCAGAUAAAAUCUGCUAUUUCACACAAUAACACCUCCAACUCUAUCUGGUAAAUGAAAAGCAUGUUUGAUACUUUAUGUAAUUGUAGUCUAAUUUGGGAUCCAAGAGGACUAUUCUGGGGUUGGGGCAAGCAAAGUUCAUUUGAUAAUUUUGUUAGUCUCCAUGUUUGUUGUGCUUCAUUGUGCAGUGGUAAGCUGUCUUGUUACAAAGAACAAGUCUAUUAAAAACAAAAAGGAACCUAGCUCCUAGAGCAAGAAAGAAAAAAGA